AUGAAGCAGAGAGAUAGUAAAUGCCAAGGGAAAGAAAGCUGUACAGAAACAAAGGGACUGCGAGCCAGCCCAGGAGCCUGCGCUCCCCGCUCGGAGGUCCGGCCCGGGCAGGUGUUGCUAUGGCAGGAGCUCAGCCCCGGCCCUGCUGUCACCCCGCUCCCUCCUCCUGCGCCUCGCCCGCGGCCCCGGCGCGACCCCUGCCAGCCCAGCGCCGCCACGGGCACAGGGAGAGCCCCUCGCCACCGGGGAUUCUGCCUCCCGCCCGUCCUUCCCCCGCCCCCGCGGCCCCCAGGGUUUAUCUGCGCUGACAGUGAAGCGGAUCAGCGGCCCCGCCGCCCCUCCCGAGCCCGCCGGGCAGCGCCGGCCCGUCCCGUCCAGCGCCCUCGGCCGUUCCGCGCCGGCCCCUCGAGGAGCCCGGCAGUGCCCGAGCGGCUUGGAGACGCCGGCACUGCCAAGGCGCCGGCUCCGAGCACGCACCCACCCACUCGCCCGUCCGCCCUUGCUGCGGCUCGGCCCUCACCCGGUCGCUACACGGGCAGCAGGAGCAGCGGCGGCAGCGCAGCCAUGGCUGGCACAGUGCGAUCCCACUCCCCGCCGGCCGCCCGGCCCAGCGCGCUGACACAUCAACAAAGAUGGCGGCGGCGGGCGGGGCCCCGCGGCGGCGGGGGCGGGAUCGGGGCAGCCCCGGGCGGCGGGGCCGGCCCUGCCCCGCGGGGGCCGCGGUUCCUCGGGAUGGGCCGGGGGCGGACGGGCCAUCGCGGCAGCCACCGUCACCAGCAGGUGACGCGGGACCAUCUGGCCGCCUGCCCCCGCCCUCGUGCUGCUGCCGCGGUCCCACCCGCGCCGCCGAAAACCCGCGAUCCACUGACGGUGCUGGAAGCUCCGAGCGGCUGGAUGUUACCUACAGAAAGUGUGGAUGCCCCAUACCCCAUCCCUGGAAGUGUUCAAGGCGGGUUGAAUGCGGCUUGGAAUUACCCGGCCCAGUGCAAGGCUCCCCAGGCCGCGCCUCCCCGGCGAUGGCGGCACCGCGGGCAGCGGGCGCCGGGGCAGCAGCACACGCCCCGCUCCGCCCCUGGGCACCGGGGUCCCGCCUGGGCGGGGCGGAAUGAGCGCCACGGGCCCGCCGGGAGCGCCUGCAGACGUCGCUGGCCUGCGGGGGCCGCUGCUUCUCCUCUUCCCGCCCACGGUCGUCGAGUGAGCGCCUGGCCGACCUUCCCGCGUGGGCAGCGCCGACGGCAGCGCGGCGGCCCGGGUUACCUGGCCCACAGCCACCUUUGGUCAUACUCUAAUGUCAACCUUUACGUGAUGGCAGAACCACUUAAUCUUCAACAUAAGGAAGUUGCAGAUGCAGAUUUAAGCAACAGGGUCACAGGAAGUUCUAUGGAAGACAAAACUGGUAGAGAGAACUGCAUAGCUGCAGCUGAUAAAGAAAAUACUGUAUCACAUGCUAAUUGGAUUAAUGGGAAGCCAAAGAAAUUGCAGUGUUCCUCUAAGAGUGCUUUUUCUAUUUGCUAUGAUAAGAGUUUCUUGAGUUUGUUAGUACCACCCCCUAAAGGGGGCACUUGCCAUCGUUGUGGUCUGUCUGGAAAGCUCAGAUGCUCACAGUGUCUGCAAACUUACUAUUGCUCUGCAGAUUGUCAGAAAAAAGACUGGCCAGCACAUAGAGUAGUUUGUGAUCCCCUUAAACAGAAUUUAAGUCAUAGCAAAACCAAGACAGGAGUUUAUGUUAAGGAGGAAGUGAGGUUGAGUUUUGCUGUAGAUGUUGUACUUCCAGAUUCUGAAGACUGCCUAAAUAAAGUUCCCUUAGAAAUGAAGUCUCAUUUAGCUUCAGGACGUGAUGCCAGAGUAGACUCUCUGAGAGUAUCAGAAAACUAUUCAAAGGGAGGUGAGAAAAAUAUACCUGAGGAUGAAGACUCUUCUCACUGCAUUAAUUCAAUUACCAAGUUUGUCUCUUUAAGUAUUGGAGAUGAAUUUUCUGGUGUGGUUUCUCACAUUCAAAGUCCAGACACCUUUUUUUGUCAGCGGAUGCAAAGUGCCCGUCAACUUGCUGAGCUUGAAGCAUCCCUUAAUGAAUACUGUGGCAAAAUUCCCAGUAGUCCAUCUUUCCGUCCUGCUGCUGGCAAUGUGUGCUGUGCCCAGUUCACAGAGGACAACCUUUGGUAUCGUGCUGCUGUUACAGCUUAUGCUUCUGAAGACACUGUUUUGGUGGACUAUGUGGAUUAUGGUAAUUCUGACUCUCUUCCACUGGCCAGACUUCGUCCUAUAAUUCCAAGCUUAAUGGACUUGCCAGCUCAAGCCAUAAGAUGUAGCCUGGCAGGUGUAAAGGCACCAUUAGCACGGACCUCAGAAUGUAUUUCCUACUUGAGAAAACUGGUGAAAGACAAAGUGUUGACAGUAAAAGUCGUGGAUAAAGAGAGUUCUAAAUCCGUGGUGGAGCUUACAGAUGCCUCAAGUACUCCAGUAAUAAAUGUGUCAAGCCUUCUCCUUGAGGAAGGCCUUGCAGUUGAGGAGCUGACCUUGGCCUUACCAGCAGCCAGAGGGAGUGAUGUGGAGCAAGCCAAGGAGGACACAAUGAACAAAAGAAUGUGCAAGUGGAUUAAAGUAACUCUUAACCAAACACUCAGUGUCAUAGUGUGUACAGUGUACAAUCCUGGAGAAUUCUACUGUCAGAUUUCAAACAGCCAUGAGUUACUUGCUCUAAACUCGCUUAACAAAACAUUGUCUGAAUACUGUCAGAAUACACCACCAGAUGUUUUGCAGCCUGAGAAUGGAGACCCUUGCUGUGCUUUUUACUCUGAGGAUGGUAACUGGUACCGUGCUGUGGUGCAAAAAGUCACUUCAGAUGGAAGAGUUCGAGUGAGCUUUGUGGACUAUGGGAACACUGAGGAUGUACCAUGGGAUAGCAUCCGACAGAUCUCACCCUCCUUCCUGAAACUUCCAUUUCAAGCAAUUAAAUGCUGGCUCUCAGGUAUAAAGCCUGGAAACAGCAAGUGGAAUCCAGAAGCUACAAGAAGAUUUCAUAUGUACACUUCAGGCUUAGAGCUUCAAGCCACAGUAACUUCCCUUUCUGAAGAUGGGGCAGGUGUAGUGCUUACUGAUAAUGCCACAGAUUGUCCAACAGUUAUCAAUGAGAUACUAACUGAAGAAAAACUGGUUGUAAAGGAAGUUCUACAAGAUGAAAAUGACUUUCCAAACACAUCUGUGGACCAGAAAGCAACUUCACUUGGGCACUGGAAGUCAAUUGAAUUGGCUGUAGAUGAAACCAUGUCUGUCUGUGUAACUGAAGUUGUAAGCCCAGACUUGUUCUAUGCUGUACCAUUCCCAAAAAAAGGUCAAAAGAAGCUCUUGAAGGAGCUGAUUUCACUGGAAGACUAUUGCAGAUCUUGCAACAAGCAGCCCUUCCAACCAAAACUGGGUGAAGCCUGUUGUGCUCAGUUUUCAGGUAAUGGCAAUUGGUACAGAGCUGUUGUUCUGGAAGCUUCCCAGUCUGCAGUGAAAGUUCUGUAUGGAGACUAUGGCAACACAGAAACUUUACCCCUUUCAAAGGUGCUGCCAAUCACUGACUCCUAUUUAAAGCUGCCUUUUCAGACUAUUACAUGUUCACUUGCAGGAAUAGAGAAAGCUAAGUGGUCUCCAUUAGUGCUUGACACGUUGAAAAAACUGUUAUUGAAGCAACAUGUCACAAUUACAGUGAAAGGGAUUAAUGGAAAUGUUAAUUUAGUAACAGUGGAGAAGCACUUGGACAAUGGUUAUGUGAAUGUAGCUGACAAACUGCUAAAGGAGGGUUUGGUCACAUCCUGCAGUGCUGAGAACUCACACAGUGAACAUCAAGGUAAUGAAGGUGAGACCAGCUGCUGCUGCAAAGAACUAAAAGUGCAACUUGAAAAGCAUAAACAAGUCCUACUCUUCCUUUUAAACAAGUUUGGGAAUCCAGAUGGAUUCGCUGAUAUGAAAAAUCUGUUGAACCACUAAGUCUCUGACAGGCACCAUUUCAUUUUCAUGUCCACCAAGUUGCUGCAGUUCCUUUUUUAGAAGAUCAAGAGCAUCAGCUUAAAAAAUGAGGGUCACUUUGUAGAAACUGUGCUGUUUAAGUACCUGCAUUUAUCUGUGUGCUUGAUUGUUACUGUGACACAAGUAUGUAACUUGGAGGAUUGCAAACCUGCAGGCUAAAAUUUCUGUUCUGUUCUUGUUUUAUGCCACCAUGUGCCACUGAACAUUUUGCUUGUAUUUUCUUGUUGAAUGCACAGAAGUUUAUGGAAUGGCCAUUACAUUGUGAGUCUGUUCUGCAGACUUGCAUUUGGAAUGAUUGCAAUUGUAAGGCUCACUUAACUUUGGUACCAUUUAUAUCACUUGAAAAACUCUGUAUCUUCUUUAAUUACUGAUCUUUCAGCCUAAUUUCUGGUCUGAAGUUAGACCUUGAUUUCAGUAUCAUUAAAGGUUGAAUGUUGUCUUGGACUGCAUACAGGUAGUUCUCUCUAAAAUCAGUAAACACUUUAAUGUGCACAGUUCUUUUUUUACACUUAUGCUGUAUAAUAUGCAUCUGUGAAUGUUAUUUUGAAGUGAAUUGUAUUGAAGCUGUUUUAUGUGUAGCUACAUCAUCAGGAUUUCUACCCCAUCAAGUUUUCACAUCAUAAUAAAAAAGACCCGGUCUCGGCAAUGACAAAAAUACUAAAUCAAAUUGUUAAGAGAUUAUCAGUAUUUUAGUAUUAAGAGAUUAGCAGUCAUUUGUGACUAAUUCAGGAAUGUCAGAUUACUUUUUGUGGAACGGAGUAGACAUUUGCUGAUUGAAACUGCAGGGUCAGCCUUUUUGUCCACUUACAACAUAUACUUCAAGUUUGGGCUUUUGCAGAUUGGAAGAAUCUUGAUAUUAAAAUUGUUGCCAAAUAUUUUCUUUUGACUUAAUGUUUUAUUACUCAAAUUGCCUCAGAUUUUUUUUCCUUCCUCUUAGUUUUUGUUGCAUCAUGUUCUUGCAGUAACUAAUAAUUAGAUGAAUGCUUGCACUUGAAUUUCUGGAGUUCUGUUUGUGCCCCUGGUUCUGAACAAGACUAUGGCUUUGUCAAGUGUUCUUUGACUCCCUGAGAGCAGAGUGACUUGCACAAGGAUUUUCUCUCAUGCAAAGCACCUCACUGAUUAUUUAGUACUCCCACACCUCUUGUUCACAUCCUCCAUCAAAA
Molecule: messenger RNA, 5174 nt
Organism: Zonotrichia leucophrys gambelii
Lineage: Eukaryota; Metazoa; Chordata; Aves; Passeriformes; Passerellidae
Gene: TDRD1
Product: tudor domain containing 1
Source: RefSeq, a predicted model, not a curated record